AUGGCCUCACGCAACUCGUGAGCCCAGAGCAUCUACCCAGGAAAUACACGCUCGCUUCCUGACUGACCUUGGCCCCCGCCGUUUGCUCAGCAAAACGGACCUGAUCGUCCGAGUGCGCUACCAGCAGAAGCUACCUCCGGUCAGUUGGCUGACGGUGUCCCGCGUCCCUGCCCGGUAGCUCGUCCUGACUUGUGCAGAUCCAUGCCUGACAUCCAACAGCCGCCAUUCCCACCUCGACUGCUGCACAUCCCGACGAGCCCUCAUCGGUAUGCGGAGGCGGGUGCGCUCAACGCGCUCGCCUCGGAGCGGGAGGUGCCCAUGAUUCUCGAUGGCGAACUCGGUCUUCCUCUCGAGUUGGGCAAGAUCCCCGAUGGAGCUUAUGGGGAUGGAGAGGAGGAGUACUGGAUUGGGAACCGAGCGGGUACGUCGUACGAUGCUCUGGCUAGGCGCGGUGCUCUGACCGCGGCAAGCGAUCUUGCUGCUUCCCCGCCGCAUUGGGUUCAAAGAACUGACCCAAUAUGUGGUUUACUUCCAAAAGCUAUCGUUCCCACCGGUCCGGUACCCACACCACACGAAGAAGAUCUCUUCCUCCUCGGCGACGUCGCAGCGGCCGGACCAUCCUCGGCCUCGUCGUCGUUCGUCGGAACUCCGGGCCUCAUCCCACCCGGGGGAGGGACCCCAGCGAUGGGCGAGAGGAGGAAGGUCGAUGUCAGUUGGUUGAGGAGGACCGAAUACCUCAGUUCGGAUCCCGGGUCCAAGGUAUUGACCGAUAAGCAAGCACCGAGGUGAGUCGACCGAUCUUGGGUUCAAGUCUUGCGCAGUCGCUAUCCACAAUGCAUCGCUCAUCCCCCCCCCCCUGACCCUUCCCGAAAAGUGCGCCCAAAACGGACGAACCUCUCCUCGAUUCGUUAUCCCGAGACGCACGAGCCAAAACGAUCGCUUCGACUUUCACCGCCGCUCAUAUCCCCUUGUCCGAACUGCGUCACCCUUCGAAAGCCCAUCUCCGAGCCGAAGAAGCGUGGGACGUACUCCCCGAUGCCGAACUAUGGCCCAAUCAACUCAACCUCGUUCGAUUCGGGGAAGAUCCGGGAGAACGAGCGGAGAAGGAAGGGACCAAUGCGGUCGGGACGGGUGGGGGACAUGGGUUCUUGGACCCGAGGUUACCGAGGGCGUUGUUCCGACCUGUCGAGUUGCCGGAGGAUGAUAAUAGGGUCGGGUACUAUUUGCCCGUUUCGGAUCAGGUUGCGCAGGCGUAUACGAAGAAGAGGGAGAGGGUACUGGACGACGACGACGAAGAGGAGGGAGGAGGAGGAGCGGAGGAGGAUGAAGGCUUUGAAUUCGUCCAUGUGCGCGAUUACGAGAUCACGACCACCCGGACCUUGGUCGGCGAAUACGUCUUUGUUGUCCAUGAUGGGCUCGGGAAGGAACCGGAUCAGGGUGGUGAGACCGUUACUUCUACGGGGGAGAAGGAGGAGGAGGUCGGCAAUGGGGGAGGGGGGAAGAAGAGGGCUAGAGGGGCGUAUUUCACGCCGGUCAAGAUGGCGCAGACGUUGAGGAAACGACGACCGAGGGUGAGUUUUACGCUUAGGGAUGUCCCGAUUCACUCAAAGCUGAUGGAGGGUCUCUUUCAUCUUUGAUUCUUACAGCGAGGAGAAGACCCGACCGUAUUUGCGCAUGACCCCGAUCGGUCCGAGGAAGACCAGUUGGUGUUUUGGGACAAGAUCCAAGUCAAGGUCACGCCGAUCGACGAGGUGCUGCCCGAAGCGGAGAAGGAGGAGAGAGAGAAAGAAUUGAGGACGGUGUUGGAACCGCCGAGGAGGGUUUGA
Molecule: messenger RNA, 1826 nt
Organism: Microbotryum saponariae
Lineage: Eukaryota; Fungi; Basidiomycota; Microbotryomycetes; Microbotryales; Microbotryaceae
Source: the annotation of a GenBank genome assembly